AUCAUAGAUUUCUUAUUUAUGAUUGUUUGGAUGAAAUGCAUGUGGGUCCUCUUCAAGUUUUCUCCACUGAGCUGUAGAUUAACAGAGCUUAGGUCUCCGUUGCUUAGCUGUAUUGUCAGUUUAUGCUUGAUGCCUAAUUUAUCAACAAAUCCAUUGCUUUUUCCUCUUUCUCAGCAAGAUUCGGCCUGACAUUGUUACCUUUUUCUCAGAAUGCGUUGGAAUCCCUAUAGUACUCAGCGGGUCCUUGUAACAACUCGGGUGAUCAUCUUUCAAAUCUUAGAACCAUAGAAAAACAGUGGAAAAACGAAGUUGGUAUCCAAGCUGUUUUACAGACUCAUCUGGGUUGUCCCUUUCUGAUGGGAAUCAUGUCGGAGAUUCUUUAAGACUCAAGCUCUCCGUAUUGUUCAGCAUUACCAGUUCUAUGUUGCUUUGUUAAAGCAAAAUAUAUUCUUGGAAUCCAGGUUGCAUAUCAAUGCGAGGGAUCGGGUUCUUUAAGACAGAAAUGUGAUGGGCAAUCCCAUAUGGGCAUUCUCAUUUCUGCUCUUUUGGGUGCUAUUUUACACGGGAGGUUUAGCGAAUAAUCUGCAAGAUCUAAACACUCUUGUGCAGAAUGAGGCAUUUAAGGAACUCUACCAGAAGAAAACAGGGAUCCUAUACAAUGUCUCUGUGCCUUCAUUCCAGUAUGGUGUCACUGCUCAGGUUAUUCGUCUCAGAGUGGGGAGUCUGAGGAGGAGGGGAGUCAAUAUCAAUGAGUUCACAAUACCGAAAGGUGCUACAGUUGAGGGGAACCCAAGAAGCGUCGUAAUGGUUUACAAGAAUUUUGGCCACAAUUACUCCUAUUUCCCCACUAUGGGCUAUAAAUUUGUUGCUCCGGUAGUUGGUAUUCAGGUUUACAAUGCUUCAGUUACCAAGGAAGGAGAAUAUCCGCCAGAACUCAAGCUCAUUGUCAAGGGUAAUCCCAUAAGCAUUAACAUCCCAGUGUAUGCUGAUAGUACCUUGACCCCUUCCUGUGCCUUGUUCAACUCCACGGGUGUACUGACCAGCAUCAGUAAGAUGGAUUCCCCCACAAAAAUAUGUAUCACCAGUCAACUUGGAGACUUUUCUCUUAUCAUUCCCACGAAAGCCACGGCUCCUUCCCCUAGUCUAGCUCCAGAAAGCCCAAUGGUUGUAAGAAAAAGGGAGCAAGGAUCAAAUAAAUGGAAAUUUGCAGCUGGAGCAGCAGGAGGAGGGACUGUAUCUAUGCUAGUCCUGUUUCUGGUGGCCGUUUGGGGUAGAAAGGAAGCGGAUAAGGCAAAGAUUUCCAAAAUGGAAAGGCAGGCAGACAAUGAGGAGACAUUGCAAACUUCAUUGAUUGGGAAUAGCAGGGCACCUACAGCAGCGAGUACCAGGACAAGGCCUGUUCUAGAGAACGAGGAUUCUACAUAGUUAUAUGAACAUGAAUUAAAGCUUUGCCAAGGCUACAUUGUAUCUCUAGGAUUGUUUAAGUUGACAGAAAUGCAAAUAUACCCCACACGCCUGCUAGCCAAAAGAUUCUUUCUGUUGCAAACCUUGGAGGUUGAUUCUAUCCCAAACUCAUUUUUCGGAAUCCAUUCAAUGUUGUCUUCUAGAAGGUGUGACUAACCAAAACAGAUUCUUUUCUUUUGUUUUUUGUGAUUUUAAUAUUUAUGCUGUAAGCUAUACCUAAACUAAUUCAUUGAAAGCAACAUGCAAGCACUUUUUUGCGUUUCCUUAAUUGUUUUGUUUACUACUGCUGAGCUAUGCUCCAUAGCUUAGUAGAUGCAUAGUGGCAUCUCUAUUCAGAGUGCUCCUCCUACUCCUAUAACUUCACCUUUGACUCCCAAUGCUCUUGACGAAGAUCAUCCUAAUGUCCAUGUAAAAGCAGGGAAAAGCAUGUAGUUAUUGGUUUAGGUGGAAAAAGAAUUUUGACAUGCAACAGAUUUAGAAGGAGCAGUGGGCUCUGUCCACGUAAGUGGAGUUGUUGCUGACUUUUCAAUUUGUUGAUUCUGCAGGUUAGGUAGUUUGCUCUGUUCUUUGUAAAACAAGAUGAAUAAACUUAUAUUUGAAUUGCAA
Molecule: messenger RNA, 2070 nt
Organism: Cryptomeria japonica (Japanese cedar)
Lineage: Eukaryota; Viridiplantae; Streptophyta; Pinopsida; Cupressales; Cupressaceae
Exons: 1
Coding region: 508-1425 (305 amino acids)
Cellular component (GO): membrane
Source: RefSeq, a predicted model, not a curated record